ACAUGAGAUGAACCAGCAGAUACGAAUCACGUAGACCAGAAUGUCAACAUUCAUUUCCUAGCAUCUGCAGUGACAAAUUUAAUGUCCAGUUUUGCGGUAUAGUGUUAUGCUAUACGCGCUUGCAAUGUUAUCGCCAGUUGACAGUUUUUUUUAGUUAGGUAUACUUGGUUUGGAAGAUCUGCGAUCAUAUUAUAUAAGUUUAUAGUACAUUUUGAUGUCCACAAAAGCUUAGUUAAAACACACACUAACUUAUAACGACGAGCGGAAUAAGGUUGAUAACAUAAGUGAUUUCGUCAGAGGUCGCUUUAACUGAAAAUCGUUUUUGAAUAAUUAAUUUUAAUAAUAGCCGUAUGUUACAGGAACAUAAAAUAAUAUCCAGUUUUGAGAGAGGUCAACAUCUGUGACCUAGGACGGCUGCUGACCAACUCAGUCCAACGACAAAAAAAUGGACGAACAGUCAACAUUACACUGGAAGGAAGAAAAGUCGUUAUUUUCUCAAAUCGUAGAAUUUCACGAAAAUCGACUGAAAAAGGAAGGGAUCGACGACGAAACGAAACGUCGACUCACUUCGCUUCAUCAGGCGUUUCGUGUUUACAGAUCGACAAGCAUCGAGAGUGAAUCAUCCGUAGACGAUCCCAGCCUCGUUUUGGAUAUAGGUGCUACAAACACCGCCGAAGAGAUCUUGGAGAACCUGGGAAUAACAGGACAGGUCAAUCCUGAUGUACCAGGACGCUUCUCAUCGUCCAUCCAGAACAGGAUUCAAAAAUUACACUCAGAAAACUUGCGCCAGAUGGACUACAGGAUAUUGAAGUCACUCGAGCUCUCGCGAGAUUCUGUUAGAACAAACCUGCUGUCCAAAAGAAGAAAUAGUACUGACGACAGUCAAAUGCCCCAAAUUGAUGUCAACUCCCCUGGCGUGUCAAAACCAAAGCUUAAACGAAAAUUUCCUUUUUUGCGAACAGCAACGGUUCUAAGUUUACACGGCGAAUCUCAAAUCCAGCAAAAUCCUGGUGGUAAGUAUGACAAAUUAGCUUCUAAAAACUACAUGGAAACUUCUAGACCAGGAAAUAUCGAUCCAUUCCACUGUCAGUACCAACGACUUGCUUUACUUGAUCCACUACAAGAAGGGAACGAAUCCUUAUCCAGGCAAUCCAGUCUUCGAUCUAUCUCUUCUGGACGAACCUCCCCUCAGCAGAACUUCGUUCCAGAAGUUUCUUCCAGGAAAGACUCGUACCUUUCCACGGACAGUGAUUAUGACGAACAAGAUGAUGUAGCCGCAAAUUCUGGCAAGAAUUUAUCCUCACGAAUUUCUGCCUUUGAUGUAGAUAAUGAAACAUUCAACUGGCUAAAAUAUCAAAUUUCACCACGAAUCUUUCUUUCUGAUAACCGACUCCAACAAGGACUGAUGAAAAGUACCACAUCAGCUGUUAGUUCAGAAGAACUAGUGGAAAGUGCCAAAUCCGCAGCUAAAGUAGAAACUUUCAGACCUUAUCAGAAAACUUGUGAAAACACCGAUUUAUCAAGUACCAGAACAAGCUACAAAGAUGGUUUCAAUACAGAUAUUGACGAACAUCCAAACCUGCCAGUGAUUCAUAUCACUAGUGAAGGGCUAAGAAAUGAUGACGUUGAUGAUCUAAAGAACGAAAUGACCAAUCCUAACAAACUGCGACGGUCAUCCUCCCUUUGUUCUUUCUUGACCACCCUAGGUGAUGAAUUGAUUAUGGGUGAUAAAUCCGUCUACUCUACUCCUGAGGGAAAUAACUUGUGCAUCUCUGGGUUUGUAAAAGAAACAAAAUGCAAUAGUCUGAAACACACAAAAACACACGAAGACGAUUCAGAUCAUGUGUUGAAUAUUACGGGAAUUCAGGGUAAGGAAAACUUUCAAAAUGUUAAUUACCAAGUCAAUAAGUCUUCGCCGUCCGGUGGCUCAGCGGUAAGCUUAAGGACGUAUAACGCUAAAAAUCGAGAUUUCAUUCCGGCGGUGAGCACAACGCAGAUAAUUCACCGUUCAGCUUUGCAUUCAAACAAAACAAAAAACAAUUCGUCUUCUCUCAGUUUUUCUUGCCCCUCUAUCGAUCAGAUGCAUUCUUUUUAUGACCAGAAAUCAGAUUUUGCAUCUAAAUUCCAAAGAUUUCAUGGCUCUCUCGAUUCUGAUAUCGAGAUUAUAUUAGAAAGAGGUCAUCGGUGCGAUAACACCACAACUGUCGACAGCGACGAAGACGUAAUUCUUUGUAUUCUGACGUCACCAGGGAAACCUUACACGGAAAUGGAGUCAACUAUCGGAAAUGAUGAGGAAAUACAGGAUGAUAAUCCAGCUCUAAGCUCUCCCGACAGUGAGAGGCUUCACGGGGCGUCUCACUGUAACACUUGUGAGGAUUCGAGUCUGAAUUUUACAGACUAUUUGAAUCAUCUACCUCGACUAACGGAAGGACACUGUGCACGUGCGGACGCAAGCCAGCACCAUAAACAGAAAGAAGCUUACGCUGCAGACGAUUCUGAAGCUUCCAGUAAACAUAACCUAGGAAAUUCUCCGCCAAAGGAAAAGGCGUUCAUUGACAAAGGUAAAGUAAAUUGUUUAGAAAUUUGUUCUAACUUUUCAUCUUUUCACCAGAUGUCGCCAGUUAAUCAAAAUGGCAAAAUAAAUGAAACCAGAAACAGCCAGAGACAAAGUAGACAAGCAUUUUUGACAAGUCUUUUAAGUCAAAAUGGGAUGGGUAACAACGAGCCUGAAAAAAAUACAAAGGUUGAUAAUGGUACACAAGAAAACAAUCAGAUUACAGAUACCGAAAACAAUGUAGAAACACCUAAUUUUCAAUAUGUCACAACAUAUAGCUUUGAUAAGGAGGAUGUUGAUAACGAACCGUGUGGCUGGCCACAAGGUAACGAGAUUUCAGAUAUUCACGAGGACUUCGACCAAUCUGGAAAGCUGAUUCGCAAGGUAGAUUCCCGUGGUCGAGAGUACGUUGUGAAUGCAUUUGAUAACCAGGAGCUUUUGUUAAACGAGAUCUCAGUCAGCGAAAGUCCGAUAUUGGAGAAGACAUCAUUUGAACCAGAAUGGCAUGAGAAGAAUCUUCAAGAUUCUUGGGUGAUUUCAAAUUGCAUUGAACCUGAAAAAAAACUGUACGGAAAUACAGCAUCAGAAAAGGAAGAUACAGACGUUUCUGGAGGAAGAUUUGCUCGUAACGUGCUUAUGUCUGACCCUGAUGACGUCAAUUUUAGUCACGUGGGAACUCAUGGUUACAGCAAUAACAUAAUAGAGCAGAAACAAGAAUCGUGUGAUCUUUCUAAAGAAGCAUUGGAUAAAAAUAGAAGUUUGACUCCCACUAAAACUAGGGUGUUGAAAACUUUAGUUUGUCAGGAUUUCGAAAAUAAAACCAAAACACGAAAAGAUUCGAUGUGCAUACUGGACUCUUCUUCUUCUGAAAGGAGUAAUGGUGAGAUGAACAGCUCGUCUUUAAUAACAGUAGAACAGGAAGUGAGUGGAAGUUCGAUAACAGAUGACGGAAGAAGACAAGAAUCAAGUUGUGUGGAAGAUAAUAAUGUAGAACUUGAAUAUGAGGUUAGCAGUGUAAAGAGGGACGAAGGAGGAUCAGGGACAAGACUGAAUGGUUAUUCUGUUGUUGAACCCAACAGUAUGGAAUGUUGUCCUAUGUCUAACACUACCCUAAUUAGGGACAUCGCACCAAUAACUAUUGCACAAGAAGAAGACGUGAACGAGUAUGCCCUAGUUCCAAAUAAUGAUCCACCAGCAGGCGCUACAGUGGAUUAUAGAACAGCUAUUAGUAAGAUAAUCUGUGAUACUUCUGAGAAGCCUUUAUUGUGGAAAGAAGUCAUUGAGGAAGAGGACAACUUAAGUAAAGAAUAUGCGGAAGUGAGAAAUGACGUUUGCGGAAGCACAGAGCAUGAGUUUGAUUCAAACAACAGGAAGUGGGGGCCGUCUUUCAACACCGAAACUGAACCCAAACAGAAGACUGAAAACAAUCUGACAAAUGAUAAUGUGAACUACACGAGCCAAGAGCAUCAAAUUAAAAACAAUGCAGAGAUUCUGGGACAACAUAACGCUCUACCCAGAGAGGCCAACCAGAAAGAAACUACUUAUAAGUACGAAGGAGAGAAAAGCUUGGCAAGACCUUCUCCGAUGUCUUCAACAGAUACAGAUGUUCUCAACAUCCAAGAACACUCGUCAGUAAUUCGGAAAUCUCAACGUGGACUUGAGUUCGGUCAGGCAUCACAAGACCUGGAAGCCCUGAGGAAAACGAUCGAAAUGACAAAGGAGAGAAGAAUGAACGCACUCCGUGAGCUGAAAAUGCUGCAAGAGAUUCUUGGGCAGAAAGAAAAUAUUUCUAUACCGCCAUCUUGGAGUGAAUGCUCAAUUCGAAGCGAUCUAAGUGAAGAAAAGUCGAAGAACGAAAUUGAAGGAGUCUGUGAAGUAGAAAAAAGAAACAUGGUGAACCUUUCGAACGAAAAGGAUUCUCAUUUCUUGUUGACGGGACUGAGUCGAGGGUUCAACGCCACCUGCCAAUUGAAGGAAACCCUCGACGACACAGGUGGCGCCUUCUGUGAUAAUGAAAAUGAAAAUCAAUUUGUUAUUAAAGCCCUAGAAGAGCAUUAUUCCAAAACACUAGAAGAAGGCUUAAGUAAGGAAGGAGCUGAAGAACUUCUAAGGGAAAUGGAAAAAUUAAAGUUACUGUUACAAGAAGGAGACAGAAAGAUGGAACAGCUUGAGAAACAAGUAGAAUCGACAACGGAAGAAAACAUCGAGCUGCGGAUGAAUCUAUUGAAAGUUCAAGAAGAUCUAACAAAACAAAAUUAUCACAAAGACUCUGUGAUUGAAGAGAGAGACAGUCAAAUCGUGGAACUGGAAAAAGAGAUUAAGUCUCUAUCGUAUCUCCGUUUGAAGAGUGAGGAGACACAACAGGAACAUUCAAAGAAAAUAGAAGAACUAGAAAAGAUACAAGCUGAAAAAAUUGCUGCAAGAAUACAUGAAAUUAGACAGGAAGCUGAUUGUCAGUUAGCUGAACUGAAUAUAAAAGUUGCAUGUCAAGAGGAAGAGCUGAUCCGCUUACGAAGAGAAAACUCGGAACUCUGUAUACGACUGAAGAGCUCCGAAAACAUCUGCAGUGUCAGCAGCCAAGACGACGUAUUGGAAACCAACAGAAACUUGGCAUGGCUUGAAUCUCCACUUAGUUCACCAAGCAGUGGAGAGACAAGCCGCCUGAAGAAGCGUGUUGAGGAAGCGGAGAGCAAAGCCAAACAGAAUCAGGAUAGAGCAGACUACCUCAAUAUCCUGCUCAAUCAGAAACUUGUAGAACUAAACAAACUACAGCUGACCCUUUCUGGCCAAACAAAGGAACUGAUCCAUUUGGAGAAAGCAUACUACCAGCUUCGAUGUCAUCUUAGACAACCUUCAAGAUCCAGAUCCUUAUCCCGAAACUCUUCCAAGUUAGAAUUCCAGGCGUGACUCUUCCGAGCAUUUGGAAGUCUUAUUAUUGU
This is a messenger RNA of Limulus polyphemus (Atlantic horseshoe crab), 5493 nucleotides long. RefSeq lists its product as uncharacterized. The record is from RefSeq and is a predicted model, not a curated record. Bases 446 to 5461 code for a protein of 1671 amino acids. The transcript is spliced from 12 exons. NCBI's taxonomy places the organism in Eukaryota, Metazoa, Arthropoda, Merostomata, Xiphosura, Limulidae.